Molecule: messenger RNA, 981 nt
Organism: Adineta ricciae
Lineage: Eukaryota; Metazoa; Rotifera; Eurotatoria; Adinetida; Adinetidae
Source: the annotation of a GenBank genome assembly
AUGGAAAAUAUUCCUGUCGCCAAUGCUCGCGCAAACAUAAAAUAUAUAGUUUUUUCAUUAUUUCUCAUAGUCACUUGGUACUUUUAUAGCAAGCCGAGCAAAGUAAUAAUCAAAGAGAUUAAACAAAUCGUACACUGUGAAACUCCAGGACCGCCUCCGUUCGCAACAUGGAAUCCAUCGAAAAACCAAAGCAGAACUGCGAUUGCUAUCUUAUUUGACGGGGCAAUACUGGAUUUAGCGCCUAGCAUCGGAGUACUUGACCAAUAUCUUUCUGAUAAUUUAGAAUCAGACAUUAUUAUUUUUCUCACUAUGUAUCCUGUAGGACCUCAUUUACAUGCGGUCACGUUGAAAACUAAACGUCAAAUAACUUACUAUAAUAUCGACGCUAUAUAUACAACGUUUCCAAAAGGAUUCGAUCCUUAUCGAGAAGAACCAACUUGGUCGAAAAGAGGCAAAUGGAAUUAUCAUCAUAUGUGUCGAUUUUGGUUCAAACUUAUUUUCGAUAUUCCAUUAAUUAAUAAAUAUGAAUUCGUUAUGAGACUUGAUAGCGAUUCAAAACUAGUGGGAGUUUGGUUCAAUGUUUUUGAUUUCAUGAGAAAUCAAUCAGCGGUUAACUUCGCUAAUAUAGAACAAGCAGAUACUGAAGGUAUCUUACCUGGCCUAAUGAAACUAAAAACAUUUACAUAUGAAUAUAUAAAUAAAACUGGAAUAGUUCCCAAAAAUCCAGUUCGAUUGGCAAGAGCUUUUGACAUUCCCUUUCACAUACGUUUACAUAAUACAAACUUUGAUAUUUCCAAAACCGAAUUUUUCAAAAGUAAACCAGUUACUCAUUGGAUCAAUGCUGUAGACGAAACUUACGGUAUAUUUCGAUAUCGUUGGGGAGAUCAUGUUCUUAAAUAUUUAACAACUGCGAUAUUUGCCACUCCAAGCGAAGUACUCCUAAGAACAGAUUACAACUUGCCUUACUGUCAUCCAUGCUAA